Molecule: messenger RNA, 246 nt
Organism: Racocetra persica
Lineage: Eukaryota; Fungi; Glomeromycota; Glomeromycetes; Diversisporales; Gigasporaceae
Source: the annotation of a GenBank genome assembly
CAAGAAGUACAAAGCCGAGGUAGUGUUGAUUCUUUUAGUAUGGGUUUCAACUCUGUGAUAGCUGAUAUUUCUCAGGGUAACAAAAGAGAUGAUGAAGCUUUCACUAGUAGUGGAUAUUAUUGUUUUGGGUUUUUCAAGUCAAAGAGAGCUAUGCAAGAACCUAGCUUGAAAACUGCUAGCGAUAUAUAUAGAUUAGUCAGAAUAUUGUUAGAGUAUGCAGAUGGUUUAGUUUUCUGGGAAAUAUAG